Molecule: messenger RNA, 708 nt
Organism: Symsagittifera roscoffensis
Lineage: Eukaryota; Metazoa; Xenacoelomorpha; Acoela; Convolutidae
Exons: 5
Coding region: 1-708 (235 amino acids)
Source: RefSeq, a predicted model, not a curated record
AUGAAAGAGGGAGUUACCUCAGUGGGUGUUGGUGAAAGAGGAAUGACUACAAUGGGCUCAAAUCAAAAUUUCGACAUCAUCAUCAUCAUCAUCAUCAUCAUCAUUCUCAGAGGUGUUAAGGGGUGCCCCCACGUGUGGCUGUAUGGGUGCACCCACGUUUGUCUCUAUGAUACCCCACGUGUGUGUUUAUCGGUGCCUCACGUGUGUCUCUGGGUGCCUCCACGUGUGUCUGUGUAUAAACCCCCAUGUGUGUUUGUAUGGGUGCCCCCACGAGUGUGUUUAUGGUUGCCCGCAGGUGUUUCUCUAUGGACGCCCCCACGUUUAGCUGUAUGGGUGCCCACACGUGUGUCUGUAUACGUGCCCAAGUGUGUUUGUAAGAGUGCCCUCAUGUGUCUGUGUAUAUGUGCCCCCUCUGAUCGUGUGUCUGUAUGUGUGCCUCUAUGUGCGUCUUUAUGCGUGCCCCUACGUGUGACUGUAUGUAGCCCCCUAUGUGUGGCACUAUGUGUGUCUGUAUGUGUGCCCCCAUGUGUGUCUGUAUGUGUGCCUCUAUGUGUGUCUGUAGGGUUGCACCCACGUGUGUCUGUAUACGUGCCCCAAAAGUGGGUGACCCACGUUUGGCUAAAUGGGUGCCCCCACGUGUGUCUGUAUACGUGCCCCAAGUGUGUUUGUGUGGGUGCCCUCAUGUGUGUGUAUAUGUGCUCUCUCUGA